GGGGGGGAGGGAGGGUGAGGGCCACAGACAGUACCACAACACAACAGUGAGUGACGGUCUUGGCCAGUGACGGACAGUAACCACCAUCACUCCUCCCACACUGUCUACCACCUGUCUACCACUACUACCAUGACACGGUUAUGGAGUUGUGUGGUGGGCCCGAGGCUGUAUAAGAUAUAUGGACAGAUCCCCCACCAUGUUGAAAGUGAAGUGUAUGUUCCUAAUGCUCUGGAGAAGAUAGGAAACAAGAUCAAGCAAGGGCUGAACAUCUUGUACAACAUUGGAUUGUGUACCUCGCCAUUGCUUGCGCUGUCGUUUGAUCGAUGGGCGCAGCACUUCACCUAUGUGUCUGCAGCCAAGUGUGGAACAGGUCUGGGGUUGCUCCUGAUUGUGGCUCUUGUGUUCCGAGGUAUUGGUCGUCGCCUCAACCCCACUUACAUGACCUUCCUCAACAUCCUGACUAAUGCUCAACAAAACAAACCCAUAGAAAAACAGAUGGAACCUCUACGCAAGUAUGAAUUUGACUUCUCAGCGUGGCCCAUUAACUUCGACUGGACUGAGGCAGACCCGUAUGAACGCAAACCUCGCGUGUACGUAGACGGAGGACUGGCUAGUCGUAAGGGCGGCAUCAUAAACCAGGUGGUGACGAUGCCGCAUCAGUUAAUGGCUUGGAUUCUCACCAUCCUGAUCGGGAAAAAGAUGGUGUAUCCAGGAUCUAUACGCUUAAUGCAGGUGGUUGUCGACCACCAUCUUCAGCAAGGGAGAGAGAAAUUGAUACGGGAACAAGGUGGACUCCGCCACAAGGUCACCACCCGGGAUGGAAACAGCAUUGACACGAUGUUGGUGGACAGACAAAAAAAAAAACAGUAUCCAAAUGGGAAGACCCUGGUGGUGUGCUGUGAGGGGAAUGCUGGUUUCUACGAAGUUGGGCUAAUGUCUACACCCCUGGAGGCGGGCUUCUCAGUCCUAGGAUGGAACCACCCAGGCUUUGCUGCCAGUACAGGAUCCCCAUAUCCAAGUCAAGAACAGAAUGCUGUCGAUGCAGUAAUACAAUUUGCCAUCCACGGCUUGGGCUUUAGAGAAGAGGACAUCAUCAUUUAUGGCUGGAGCAUUGGUGGAUACAGCAGCACUUGGGCAGCCAUGAACUAUCCUCAGAUACGUGGACUGGUCCUUGAUGCUACAUUUGACGACAUCCUCCCAUUGGCUCUGCCUCGGAUGCCUGCAUGCAUGGGCAGCAUUGUGACCACAGCCAUACGCAACUACUUAAACCUCAACCCAGGGGACCAGCUCUGUCUCUACUCUGGUCCUGUUACCAUUAUCCGGCGCACCAGGGAUGAGAUAAUCACUACUGAUGAGACUCAGCUAAGUUGCAAUCGUAGCAAUGACUUGCUAAUGAAACUGGUGCGUACUAGAUACCCGGAGCUGCUGUGCAUUCAGUCCACUGAGGUUCUCUCCCAAUGGUUGUCUGAAGAAACCACACAUCAGGGGGCCAUCAUGGAUAAGUGGGGGGUGGACAAUGACCUGUGCUCAACACUGCUGGCUACCUACAUCACAGAACAUGGGGAGUCUUACCCAUUCACUAUUGGUGAAGAUAUGACCGAUGAUGACAAGACCAAAUUACUCCUGUAUCUUGCCAGCAAACACCUGAUGGACUUCAACAGUGGUCACAACAACACUCUGGACUCCAGUUAUUUCCGUAAACCGUGGAUGCCUCUCACCGAUUCCUCUUACGUGCAGGUUGACUGAAGGAGCUCUUGCAGUAGUAGCCACUGAUACAUCGUCCGAGGUAAUCAGUACUGCAUCCCCAUCACAUGACCUGAGUCCUGUAUGGCCACUUAUGACACUGGGACCUUCAUGAUGGUUUAGAAAUUUAUUACCAUUUCAAGGGAACUUCUCUUGGAAUUCUGUUAACAUCACAUUCUUUGGAGAUUUUAGGUAGGAACAGUAACAUUAAGACAGAAGCUCUAUAAAAUGCCCUCUUUUAUUUGACACUUCCUUGGGUGAAGACUAAGGUUUUUUCCUUUUCUUUACCUAAGCCAUUGUAGAAUGGAAAUGCCACAUUAGAAAGAGAAACAUUUUAUCAACUAUGCAGUACUAAUACUGUAGUUUAUAAACAGUAAAGCCUCGAAUAAUGACGAUAAUGUCCAAUAUUGCAUUAAAAUAGGGCAAUGAUAAUGAGAUGCAUUCCCUAGUCUGAUCUUUUCAUAUCUUUUGUGUGGCUUUCCCCCAAAACAAUAAAAUUAAUUAAAAAUGCAAA
Messenger RNA from Homarus americanus (American lobster), 2257 nucleotides. RefSeq names its product phosphatidylserine lipase ABHD16A-like. The transcript has 14 exons. Gene Ontology annotation, biological process: monoacylglycerol catabolic process; phosphatidylserine catabolic process. Gene Ontology annotation, molecular function: monoacylglycerol lipase activity; glycerophospholipase activity. The record is from RefSeq and is a predicted model, not a curated record. The coding region runs from base 130 to 1746 and encodes 538 amino acids. Lineage: Eukaryota; Metazoa; Arthropoda; Malacostraca; Decapoda; Nephropidae. Gene Ontology annotation, cellular component: endomembrane system.